Austrofundulus limnaeus is the source of this 1036-nucleotide messenger RNA. It is a transcript of the gene ppfibp1b, whose product is annotated as PPFIA binding protein 1b. Gene Ontology annotation, molecular function: protein binding. Gene Ontology annotation, biological process: neuromuscular junction development. Gene Ontology annotation, cellular component: presynaptic active zone. The record is from RefSeq and is a predicted model, not a curated record. NCBI's taxonomy places the organism in Eukaryota, Metazoa, Chordata, Actinopteri, Cyprinodontiformes, Rivulidae.
CCGAGGAAACUGUCCUUUGGUAACUUUGGGAAUCUGAGGAAGAAAAAGCAGGAGGAGAACGAGGAGUACGUGUGUCCGAUGGACGUGGAGAUGCCAAAGGGCCGAAGCUUCCAGAAAGGGUUUGAGCUCCAGAUCUAUGAGGACGACCUGGACCGGCUGGAGCAGAUGGAGGACUCUGAGGGGACGGUGAGACAGAUCGGAGCGUUUUCCGAGGGAAUCCAGAACCUCACAAGCAUGCUGAAAGACGACGAGUUCUUCAAAGAGACGUCCGACUCACCCAACCCGAGCGUCACCGACGAGGAGUCCAACGCGUGAGACGGUCGGCCUCAGAACCGGUCCRGCCAGCUCUCUCCGCUCACAGCAGACACGUCUCCUUUUAGUGUUCGCGUUCAAAAAAAAAGAGCCAAAAGUAUUUGAGUUAGUUUUUGUCUGAGUCGAUGGUCGUCUGUUAGAGGGAACACCACUGUUCUGUUCGCCCGCCAGCUGGUUUCUGGAGACCUUUUAGACGCUGUUCUGGUUCUGACAGAACUAAAGUGCCAACCAGCAGCAAAAUGCCAACAUAGAUUUAAUAUAUAUAUAUAUAUGACAUUGUGGAGGAAUCUGAAGAAAGGCACCGACUUCACAGAACCACAGGACUUUAUAGAAGUAAUAUUCUUUUUUAAUUUAGUUUAAUUCUAAAACAGCUGCUAUGUUUUUCUACUCACCUAAACCCGGCUGAUUAAAUAAUAAUGGUUUUAUAUUUUUAUCCUUUGAAGAUGUCACUUGUACUCCUGCAUUUCCACGUAUUCACACUAAAAAAAACAAUAAAUAUCAUUGCAUGGUGUCAGAAUUCUGCAUAUUUUAAUGUUAUGUUUUUUGUCCUAGAAGGAUUUUUGGAAACCUGUUUGCAUUUCUAUAUUUUUAAGAAAAUGUGUCAGACUGAGGUAAGAUAAUGUGAGUUUACGUUUUUUUUUUUUAUAAUAUUGCUGGAAUUGACUGUAUCUCUAAAUAUGAUUGUUUUUAAACUCUAAAGAUCAAUAAAGUAAUUUAAGUCAAA